GUUGAUUUCCAAAUUUGCGAACAAAAAGGCAUUGUCCGAAGCACAGUCCUCUCUCCAGUUCACAUCUCUUCCUCUCUCUCUACUGUAUAUCCUGAGAGUUUAGAGAGAGAAGACAAAGAGAAGAAGAGAGAUGGCGACAUACAUUCUUUCACGGAGCCACCAUUAAAGCAAGCACGAACCAUCUUCCCAUUGUUAGGGUUUUCUUAAAACCCGGAUAUUGUUUUCCAAUUUUUUUUUUUUUUUUUUUGUUUUCACAGAGGAAAGCAAAGAGUAUCUCACAUAAUAUCGGCAAGUGAAAUGUGGCUAAUCAUCUUGGCUUCGGCUUGAAUCGGAGGAUCCGAUUGCAUUUUUUGAGAUCUUGAAUGUGGACUUUGCAGCAGGGAUGUUUCUUGCCGUAUUUCUUCAAAAUUCUACAGGCCUGUCAAACAUUGUCAACAGCUAUUAUAUUUUUUGACCGGAAGUAAGUUAACUUUGAUGAAGUGCUUUGUGGGGAAAAAAUAAAGUGAAACUUGAAGUUUCUGUGAAGUGAAAGGGAAAUGAAACCUGAGACGCCGUUGGAUUUUGCCAUAUUUCAACUUUCACCUAGGCGUUCACGCUGCGAAUUGUUUGUUUCUAGUCAUGGAAACUCUGAGAAACUAGCAUCAGGCUCUGUGAAGCCAUUUGUAACUCAAUUAAAGGCUGCAGAAGAGCAGUUUGCUCAUGCAGUCCAGACAAUUAAGCUUGAAGUUGAGAGGGGUGGAAAUGCUGAUGCAUGGUUCACGAAAGGGACCCUUGAAAGGUUUGUGCGUUUUGUUAGCACACCUGAGAUCUUGGAGAUGGUCAAUACAUUUGAUGCAGAGAUGUCACAAUUGGAAGCAGCUAGAAGAAUAUAUUCUCAGGGUGAAGGAAAUCAGCAUUCUGGUGCAUCAGGUGGGGAUGGAACAGGUACAUGCUCAACAGAUGAAACCAAGAAGGAGCUUUUGAAAGCUAUCGAUGUACGCCUUCUUGCAGUUAAGCAGGACUUAGUCACAGCUUCUGCUCGUGCAUCAGCUGCUGGUUUUAAUCCUAAUACAGUGUCUGACCUUAAACUCUUUGCUGAUCAAUUUGGUGCCCAUCGCCUAACCGAAGCAUGCUCUAGUUUCAUCUCUCUUUGUCGGAGGAGGGCAGAACAUAUCAACACAUGGGCCCCUGGAGUCGAUGACAGAGCUGUCAGAUCAUCAUGCGAGUCAGACAUGUCCAUCGAUGACCCCACUGAAGACUCUGUUGGAACCCACAUCAAUCCACAAUACCAAACACAUAAUAAGCACAAUCCACAAUCUGGUACAGCUUCACGAAUUGAAGAACAGCAUUCCCACGUGGACGAAUCAAGGCAUACCGCGUGUCAACCAGCCAAAUCUUCUGCCACCUUCCCAAGUCAAUGCAACAUAAACUCGAAAGGCGACACAGGGGUUGAGACAUUACCUGAAAACUUGGAGAAAGAGAAGAAUGAAGAAGAGACUCCGGCAAAAUCAUCAACUCCUGUGGGUCCCCUGGCCAGGCGUCUUAGUGUCCAAGAUCGCAUUAACCUUUUUGAGAACAAACAGAAGGAAAAUACUGGUGGCAGUGGAGGGGGCAAGCCCGUUUCUGGGAAACCUCUGGAAUUGAGAAGGCUCUCGUCGGAUGUGUCAUCAGCACCUUCGGUGGUGGAGAAGUCGGUUUUGAGGAGAUGGAGUGGUAUCAGUGAUAUGAGCAUUGAUUUCAGUAAUGAAAAAAAGGACACAGAGAGCCCAUUAUGCACCCCUUCCUCAUCUUCAAUUUCUGAUACUAAGUCUAAUAUAUUUUCUGGUGCAACAGAAAUUCAAAGUGAGAAGAGCUUGCCUGAUUUGGAUAGUAGGACUAGGCUCGAAAGAAGGGGAAGUUUUGUUCGACCUGGUGAUGAUGAGCCCACACAGCAAGCUGAGGAACAAAUUACAGUUGAGGCUUAUACAGGUAAAGAGGCUGGCGCAUCGAAGGUACCGAUUGGUUGGAAGGACCAAUCAUCUUCUCUGCCAAUCAGGUCAUUCUCUAGUGGAGCUGAACCAGUUGGAUUGAACGAACGAGGAGAUUCUCAGGGAAAUGUAAAGAAUUUAUCGAGCAGUGAUGAUAAAGGUAAGGGCUUUAAAGGUGGAUUCGGUUCUGAGACACAGGUGAGAAGUUCUUCAGAUCAAGCUGAGAUUGAUGGAGUCAAGAAUCAGGCUGCGUCCCAAGUUAAUGCUUUUGUUAAGAAGGCAGGGGAUGAUGCAGCUGAUGGUAGGUUAGGGAAUAAGAUGGAGGAUUCCGGGCCAAGAGAUUAUUCAGGGUAUCUGUUACGUCCUAGUGGUUCUCAAAGUCAUUCUCGUUCUUUUUCUAACCAAUCUGAAUGUGGUGGAAUAAAACUGGAAUCCUCAUCUACUCAGUCCAUGGAAGUUGAUCGUGGCCAAGUUCCUCAACAACGGAGAUCUCUUAAAGCUGAACCAGAGGCAGUGGCUAGCAAGAAUAUUGCAUCAUCAAAUAUGCAUAAUCUUAAAGUUGAUGAUUUUGGAGCUCAGAAAAUGAAAUUGCCAAAACCUGAUUCGGCUGGCCGUAAACAAGUGGAUAAGUCACAAGUUGGCAGAGAAGAAAGCAGUUUUCUUCAUGAAAGAAGUAAAUUGGACAUGAUUGGGAAAAAUGUUAUAGAUAGCCACGAAAGAACUCCCACAUUCUCAAGCAUACCAGGAGAGCGAAUUCAAAAAGUGAGGCAGACUAAGGGAAAUCAGGAGCUCAAUGAUGAACUAAAAAUGAAGGCAAAUGAACUAGAAAAGCUUUUUGCAGAGCACAAGCUCCGUGUUCCAGGGGACUCCAGCUCUGCAAGGAGAAACAGUACUGCUGAUGUGCAGCUAGAAGAGGCAAUUAGUUCGCAGCACAGAUCAUCUUCAGUUAUGGACACUGCUCCUGCAGAAGUGGUGGAAAGAUCUGCGGUAGAAUCAACGAGGAGUUCCAAUAAAUUGGAAAAUAUUUACACAACUCCAGCAAAAAUGAUCAAUAACCAUGACUUCAGUGAUGAUUCUAGAGGAAAAUUUUAUAACAAGUAUAUGCAGAAAAGAGAUGCUAAGCUGAGGGAAGAAUGGACUUCCAAAAGAGCAGAGAAAGAAGCCAAGAUGAAGGCCAUGCAAGAUAGCCUUGAGAAAAGUAAAGCUGAGAUGAAAGCAAAAUUUUCUGGUUUUGUCGACCGACAAGAUUCAGUAGAUAGUGCUCGGAGACGUGCGGAGAAACUCAGAUCAUUCAACUAUCGCUCUCAAACAAGGGACCAGCCAAUGAUCAAUUCAAAUCAAAGUGAGGAUGAUGGGGACUUUCCUGAGGUUUUGGAGCAGAAAUUUUAUGGGAAUGAUAGAUUACACAGUGAUUCAUAUAUAUCGGACAGUGCUUCUAGAAGCAACCAGAACAAGAAGGCUCUGCCAGGCAGAAAAUUAUCAUCUACUCCUCGUCCCACUGGGACUUCUGCUCCACCCCGGUCACUUGCCAAAGUUUCCCACUCUAGUUCUGCGAAGCGAAGAGGACAAACAGAAAACCUUCUUGCACAGUCGGUUCCUAAUUUCUCUGAAAUGAGGAAAGAAACUACAAAACCUUCUGGAGUUGGCAAAUCAAUGGCACGCCCCCUGGUGAGGAAUUAUUCUCGUAAUAAAACUACCAAUGAAGAGCCAGUCAUUAAGGAGGAGAAGCAUCGUCGUCCACAUUCUUCAAGAAAGAACUCUGCUAGUGCUAUUGAAUUCAAGGAUAUAUCCCCUUUGAAUGCAGACAAUGUUGUUUCAGCACCAUUGUCAUUUGAUGAAGAGCAGAACGAUGAUAGCAUUUAUGAUAAAUAUUUGAAGAACAUAGAAUCAAAGCCUUUCCUGAGGAAGGGCAAUGGCAUAGGCCCUGGUGCUGGAACACGGAUGACGAUGUUGAAAGCUUCUAUGGAAUCUGGACCUUCAAAAGAUGAUGAAGAAUUUGAUGAAGCGGCCUUUGAGGGUUCUGAAAUUAUGGCCAACGAAGAAGAGGAAGAAGAGGAAGAGCUUGAGAAAAUGGAAACUAAAUUUGCUCAUAUGGAUAAUGGAAAACUAAGAUUAAACCAGGAAUCAGAUAGAUCAAGUAAUUCUGGGUCUGAAAUUGAAAAUUCUAUGAGAUCUCACUCUCAUUCUCAGGUGGAUCAUUCUUCAGUGUCUGAACUUCCCUCCAUGGUGCCUUCAUUUCACAAAGCAGGGUUACUUCAGGAUUCGCCAGGUGAGAGCCCUCUCUCAUGGAACUCACGCAUGCAUCACCCAUUCUCCUACCCACAUGAGGCCUCUGAUAUUGAUGCAUAUAUGGACUCCCCACUUGGGAGCCCUGCAUCAUGGAAUUCACAUAAUAUAACACAAGCAGAAACUGAUGUGGCUAGAAUGAGAAAGAAAUGGGGAAGUGCCCAGAAGCCUUCUCUUAUUGCUAUGUCAUCCAGUCAGUCGUGCAAGGAUAUGGCGAAGGGGUUUAAAAGGUUGCUAAAAUUUGGAAGGAAAAGCCGAGGGACAGAUAGUAUGGUUGACUGGAUCUCUGCUACAACAUCUGAGGGAGAUGAUGAUACUGAAGAUGGGCGAGAUCCUGCUUGUAGGUCAUCAGAAGAUUUGAGGAAGUCAAGAAUGGGAUUCUCAGAGGGCCCUGAUGAUGGCUUUAAUGAAAGCGAGUUGUACUGUGAACAGGUUCAAGAAUUACAAAGUUCGAUUCCUGCGCCACCGUCUAAGUUCAAGCUAAGGGAGGAUCACAUGUCAGGAAGUUCCCUGAAAGCUCCACGAUCAUUCUUCUCUCUCUCGACGUUUCGCAGCAAGGGAACUGAUGCAACGUCCAGGUAAUAGACACGGCAGAUUUCCAUGUAAGAUCACUGUCUUGUUAUCCCUGAAUAGGAUACAACAGUUGGUAUAGUGUAAGGCACAAGCGCUUGAAGGUAAUAGCGAAUCGAGUUCUGCAAUUCGAUCAUCAUGUACAUGUUAAUUUGAUUCACAAGACCAACCGACCGACCACCCGACCACCUACAUCAUUAGGUAGUUAUAUAUCUGUUAGUUGUGUUGAAUUAAUUAAGCAAGCAUUCUGUAUUGAACAAUAUGAGUUAAUUGUUGGCAAAAUGUCAUUGUGAUUUUGGUAGUCUUAGGAGCAUUUUUUAAAAGUUGGUUCUGCUCUUCGUUUGCUCUGAGGGUUUAGUUUUGUGUGGUGUAUAUCUGAAGGAGCUCAUGUCAAGAACAGAAUUGUUGAGUGUGAUAUAAUUAUAUGCAUAAUAAAAGCUUUUUUUUUGCACGA
Cucurbita moschata (crookneck pumpkin) is the source of this 5256-nucleotide messenger RNA. RefSeq lists its product as uncharacterized. Lineage: Eukaryota; Viridiplantae; Streptophyta; Magnoliopsida; Cucurbitales; Cucurbitaceae. The record is from RefSeq and is a predicted model, not a curated record. The transcript is spliced from 11 exons. Bases 537 to 4814 code for a protein of 1425 amino acids.